GACAGGAAGAAGGGAGGAGAAAGUGAAAUAAAGAGGGCAGGCAGAAAGAGAAGAAAGUACACCAAAGGCAAAGAGACAGAAAUAGAGAUUAACAGAGAGGGAGCGAGGGAGCGAGGGAGAGAGAGCGAGAGAGAGAGAGAGAGAGAGAGAGAGAGAGAGAGAGAGAGAGAGAGAGAGAGAGAGAGAGAGAGUGAGAGGAUCCAUAACAAUCUCUCUACUCCUCUGAGCGAGCAAAGUCAUGGCUGAAAACAACACAAAUCUCUUUCAGGAAAUACUUCAAUCUUUUGAUGCCGUCCCUCUGAUCAUUGCCUUCUGUGUGUCUAUGGCGGUGGGUCUUGUUUUGGGGGCGCUGGUCUAUGUGAUCCUGACCUGGAUGUCCCGUCGCAGAGCAGGCUCUGCCAGCAUCACCCGCCGCCCCAAUCGUCAGUCCCGCAACUCCACCCGCGCCCGUCCAGGCUUCAACCGUAACAGCAGCUACGACCGCCGCAGCAACAACAGCUUGGUCAGUGCCGCCUUUAGCUUCCACCGCCAGGGCUCCUCCCCGGACCAGGUUGACCCACUUGGGCGCAAAUCAAGCUUCAGGGCCUCCACCUUCCACCCUCUCCUCCAGUGCAGCCAAAUUGCGAGGGAGGCAGAGGAGGGGAGCCAGACCACGCUGCCUCGCACCCCAACGCUGACCACCUCAACUGGGUCCGCUCACACAGCCAGCACUCCAGCUGCCACCUCAUCGAGACCCGAGUCUUUCUGGGGCAACAGUGGUCUGAGGGGUUUCUAUGUCACACAGACCCCACCUCCAGCUUAUGAGAGCAUUAUAAGAGCUUAUCAGGAAACCUGCACAUGAGUUGAAGAGGAGUCCUGCCAAUGGGAGAGAGACUGGCUGACUGAAUAUGCCCCAUCUUGUCGGUGGAUGCAAAAUUGAAAAGAAGGAAAUCUUAUAAACCCUGUAAUAAUGGAAAGGCGGGACUAAGUGGGAAAAAAAUGGCAAAGUUGGGUUCACUUAAGUGCUCCAACACACUAAUGAUCAUAAAAUUUGGGGAUUGACGGUUGUUGCAUCUGAGUCAACAACCAAUGUGUAUUUCUUUUCUUAGGUCAGUAUGUAUGGAACAUUGACAAAAGCAUACUUGCCUGUCACCAGCUAUCAAUGCUUCCAAUCUCUAAUGACUAACAUCGACUCUAAUGAAUGUUUGUAAGUGGAAAUCAAUAAUACCUCUUUAUUACUGCCAUCAAUAUUCAGAGGUGAUAGACAUCCAUGUAUGCUUGCAUAGUUUUUGAUUAUUCAAGGUGCAACAAUCAAAACAAGAACUUUUUAUUGAUGGGCAUUUGUGUUCUGUGACAUAGCUGCAACAUUGCCUCGGCUAUAUACCACAUGCUAUCUACAUUGCUAUAAAAUAAAUUAUGUGAGACGAUCUAAGUAUGACUUAAAUGAAAUCCCCACAGAUUAAAACUCAAGGUUUUUCAUUGUUCACAGCUACUGGUUAUAUGGUUCUAUGGAAUUCAAAGGAAUCUGCAAAAUGUGUUAUGUGAAAAUGAAUGAGUGAGAUGAAUGGAUGGGACAACUUCUGGAUUGUCUAUAUUUUGAAUUUCUGAAAUUCUGUUCUAAGUUAAUAUAAAACAAUAAAGUGGCAAAGAGA
Molecule: messenger RNA, 1631 nt
Organism: Lampris incognitus (smalleye Pacific opah)
Lineage: Eukaryota; Metazoa; Chordata; Actinopteri; Lampriformes; Lampridae
Gene: myct1a
Product: myc target 1a
Exons: 2
Coding region: 239-841 (200 amino acids)
Cellular component (GO): nucleoplasm
Source: RefSeq, a predicted model, not a curated record